AGCGACUUACACAAACACUAAGGUGAAACUCAGUCGUCCAGCCCUUGCUGUAAACGCAUCAUAGCAAUUAGGAAUUAGCAAGUAUGGACAGAAAAAGGAGCAGAGAGGAGAGAGAAAGAGUAGGCGGAGGCGUCGCCGAACCACCGCCCAGAUCCUCCGGUCGCCCUCUUCCGCCGCCUCCCCCUCUUCCAUCGCGAGGCCUACCUGGUCCCCCUCCUCUUCGUGCGCGCUUCCAGCCCGUCGAUCGUGAAAAGACUUGUCCAUUGUUGCUUCGGGUUUUCACCAAGACUGGAGGUCACCAUACCCAAGAAGAUUUUUCAGUGAGAGGCAAGGAGCCCAAGGAUGAGGUCCAAAUAUAUACAUGGAUGGAUGCUACUCUUCGAGAGUUGACUGAUCUUGUGAAGGAAGUAUCUCCAGCUGCCAGAAGACGAGAUGCGAAAUUGUCUUUUGCAGUUGUAUAUCCUGAUAAAAAUGGGCGCAUGCAAGUAAAGAAGGUAGGUGAAACCUUCUCAAAUGCAAAUAAAAGACGGUUAGAUGACAACAAGGCCUUGUCUGAGAUAUACUUCCAGAUUGGAGAUUACUUGGAUGUGUCAAUUGAGUAGAGCGGAGUGGCUGGCUGCACAUGCAUAGUUUUGCCGAGGCACAGAUAGAUGGCUUCUGUUAUUCGUUAAAAAUGGCAUAUAGAGUAAUAGCAGCACGACAUCAAUGCUUAAGCUGUCAUGCCUGCAAGUAAUUCACAUCUCGGCUAUUCCUUUUAGUAGUCUGCUUUUAAGAGUAUGAUUCGUGUUAAUUUCUUGUAUUCUGAUUUUAAGAUUAACAUUAAACUGUUAGCAUUUGUUUCUAUGGCUUGUAAAAGAUGCCUUGAUUAAGUAGUUGAUACGAGCGGUUCAAUGAUCUAUAUGCAAAAUGUAUUCAUUUUCUCA
Molecule: messenger RNA, 923 nt
Organism: Beta vulgaris subsp. vulgaris (sugar beet)
Lineage: Eukaryota; Viridiplantae; Streptophyta; Magnoliopsida; Caryophyllales; Amaranthaceae
Product: histone deacetylase complex subunit SAP18
Exons: 6
Coding region: 84-602 (172 amino acids)
Biological process (GO): negative regulation of DNA-templated transcription
Cellular component (GO): nucleus
Molecular function (GO): transcription factor binding; transcription corepressor activity
Source: RefSeq, a predicted model, not a curated record